This is a messenger RNA of Megalobrama amblycephala (Wuchang bream), 2939 nucleotides long. It is a transcript of the gene insyn1, whose product is annotated as inhibitory synaptic factor 1. The record is from RefSeq and is a predicted model, not a curated record. Gene Ontology annotation, biological process: inhibitory postsynaptic potential. Gene Ontology annotation, cellular component: postsynaptic density. The transcript is spliced from 3 exons. NCBI's taxonomy places the organism in Eukaryota, Metazoa, Chordata, Actinopteri, Cypriniformes, Xenocyprididae. The coding region runs from base 1834 to 2784 and encodes 316 amino acids.
CAGAGGCAGUGAGAGAGCCGUCUCCACGAGCAGCCAAAGCCUGUCCAUAAACUCCAGCCUCUUCCUCCCUCCAUCUGGCAGGAGGGACACAGAGAGAGAGAGAGGGAGAGGGGGACCAGAGUGCGCGUGUAUCCACAGGGUUUCAAAUCGGAGGCAAAGGCAGCAUCCCUCCCUCAGUCAGAGACUGUCGUCACGGCGACAGGAGGUGUCUGUUCCACAGCAGCAUCACCGGAGAGACGGAAUGCGAAGCAGAAUCGGAAGCUAGCGGUCGCCGCAGCAACAAGAGCAUCCGAGGAGUUCCACGCAGGAGCGGAGAAGCCAAGGCUGCUGGGGGCUCCAAAAGAAAGGGGAACCGGGGGCCAAUCUUUCAUCCACCACCUCCACCCUCACUCCUCCUCCGCUGAAGGACAGCUCUGAAUGAACCCUCCUUCUGACGGUGGGCGAGUGUGGCUGGACGGACAAGUGAAAGGAAAGACAUAAAAGAGUGGGAUCUUGUGUGGGAAAGGGAGAGAGGAAGACGCCGCGUGACAGUCAAUUGACGGUGACUGACGCGAUGACAAAACGGACAGGAUGAUCCGAGCUCAGCCGAGCCGAAAACUGUAUUCCCGCUGCUCCUCGGGAGGGAGGAAAGGCAAACCUGCACGCACUUUCUACCACUAACCAGGGGAGAGGUGAGAGCGAGAAAGAGUGCGAGAGAUGAAGAGUAUUUCCACGGGGGCCGGUGAGAUUGAAUUUGGUGAGCGUGUUCAUUUGUAUCUGCUCUUCUUGGUCUCUCUUUGCUGUGUGUAAUUGAUUUUAUGUAGUAAACUGAAGCUUGAACACGAGAAAAUCAAGAUGUGUGUUUGAGAGACUAGAAAGUGAGGGAGAGAAAAAAAUGACAGGAGACGUUACCAGAUAAACAGAGAAAUUGCUCUCCUUCCUGUCUUUCCAGGUGUUGUGACAAAUUGUCUCCUGCCAAUUUCGGUAGCAGCAGCAGCAGAGGUUUGAAGGGUCAAGCUCUCCUGUUUCAUUCUCUUCCAAUCCUCCUGGAGGGCAAAAGACAUGGAAUUUACCUCCUCUGAUGAUUUUUUGAAGAACACAGCGCUAUUCAAAAAGGGCAUCAAAGGGAACUAGAUCUCUAUCCGUCUACCAAACGGGUGAGAAAUGUUUCUCUGACCCGGAGGAAAGGAUGCACCAUUUCGUCUGACACCCCGUGGGAGAUUACGUGUGAAGCAUCAUCACAACACUUCUUAUCCAGUUGAAGGAAAAGGAAAGUUGGAAUAUUUCAUCUUUUGGUUUUGGUACUUCAAACACAAGCAAAAAGACUCUUUUUUAGUCAUUCUCUGAAAGAAAUGCAACUUUGGGAGUUUCCUUUUUCUUCCUAGAUUGGAUUUUAUAAGAGUUCGCAGUGGGCAACAUGAGGAUCAGUCGCUGAACACAAGCCAUGUCUUCAUGGAAAAGAAGAAUUCUGCAUCAUAGACAGCAGCUUUCCAUCCAAGGACUCGCAUAUGCACACUAAACACAAAUGAACCACUCUUUGUUUCUUCAUCCUGGAGUGUGUAUUUCUCGGAUAUAACGUCCUUCAAUGAUUCCGGCACCUUCCGUUCCAUCCGCGUCUGUCCCCCGAGCCCCGAGAUGCCCCGCGGUACACAGCAAGACGAGGCUUGACCCCAGACCCAGCGAGGUCUCUCGGCUGCCCAGGCGUAUUUAAGAUGUUGAACCCUUCCCGUGUGGCCCGAGCCCCAGAUCGGAUCAGUAGCACUGCGGCUCCCGGAGGCCCCAGACAUGGAUCGUGGCUCGGCUCGCCCCUGCCCUCAGCGCUCCGCACCCCGGCCCGUGAGCAGCCUGUGAAGGAUGUCCCAGAGCGGAGCUCCAGCCCGGGAACCCUCUGAGACCCCCAGUCAGAGAGAACAGAUCCGCAGCCACAUGAAGAUGGUGAUCGAGCAGCUGGAAGGAAUCCUCAAGGAGUUGAAAGAUGUGGCACAUGAACUGCGGGAGGUGGUGGGUCAGAUCGACAAACUCACAUCUGAUUUCGACUUCGACCUGGAGCCGGACGACUGGACGGUGGCGACGGCGAGCAGCACUUCGAGCAGCGAGCGUGGCCUGGGUGAGGCCUUCAGAUUGGACUUCCUCGGCCAGGACAUGCUCUCGGACAGCUGGGACUUCUGCAACUUCUUGGAGGCGUCCAACGCAGCGAACCGGAAAGCACACAGGGAGGAGACGGACGAGGGCCAGGGGAGGCCGUCAUCGUCCACGCCUACGCCCGCCACCGCCAGCGUCUACUCGCAGAUGAACGGGGGUCUCCCCGUCCCCAACGGACCUUUAAUCAUCACGCCGGACUCCUCCAGCGAAGAGGCGUCCAGCUCCACGCACAGCCAGAAAACCUCCCGCACGUCCGGGACCAGAGAGCGGGUCCGCUUCAGCGACAAGAUCCUCUACCACGCCUUGUGCUGCGACGACGACGAAGACGAGGUGGACGACGGCGGCGAGGAGGACGAUAAAGGCGACUGCGGGACCCCGGACACGGACAGUGAGCCCAGUCCGCUGGCUUGUUCGCCGAUCCCGCCGCUGUCCUCCUCCGAUCACCCGCCGGGACUCUACAACUGUCGGGAAACGGCGUCCGCGGACCCCUCGCCCGUGAAGGUGCCGGUGACGGGCUCUCACACACUACCCAGGAAAGGUCUUCUCAACCCGGGCUGCCGGAAAAAACUGUUACGGAACAGCAGCACACAAACUGUUUCGGAUAAGAGCACUCAGACUGUCCUGCCAUACGUCCCCACCAAACAGAAAAGCAAGGACCUCUGAGAGAACGGACGACUUUGCAUAUACAAAACAAGAACUGAGACAGGAUUACAAAGAACUAUAUACUAUUUAAUAUUAAAUACAUAGAUAAUAGAUUAAAAAAAAAAACAAAAAAAAAAACAAUAAAUGAAUUACUAAAUAAAUUAUAUAUGGGAAAA